AUGGCGCUACUGGCAGGCGGGCUUAAAGCUCAACCACUUGUGUCCACUACGAAGCUCAAGAUUGGUCAAGUGCGUACUAUCAACCUGAAACGAGCAAACAGCGAAGAAGGCUCUCGGGAUGGUGAUGGCGAAGAGGCGUUGGGUGCCGGGCAAGAGGUCUCGUCGUCGCCCAGACUCACGAAAGCUCUUCCGCGACGCGUGGGCACGCUCGUUGACACGCCUGCAGCAGUCAACCCUGCGAAAGACGAGUCUGAAGGCAUGGAAGAUGCCGACCCUGGCUCGCUCUCUACACUCUCUUCUUUGUCGAGCUCGACCAGCGCCCAGAGCAAUCGCAGCGACACUUACGCGUUCGCCAAGUCCAUCGUCAAGGGCGAUGGUACACGGUCCUUUAGGCCAACCAAAGCCGUCGACGUUCCUGCCGUUCAUCAGCACAAGAAAUUUCGACUUCGACACCUCGUCACCAGCGAGUCCUCUCUACAUAUCAAGCUGCGGUCCGGGUAUUACGACAAGAUCCAGUCUGGGCUAGAUGCGAACGCAGAGAACGUCGGCUUUCUCGACGACCCCUCUAAACCCAAGGAACCAGAAGUCGAAGAUAGCGCUCUGGUAGCCGAGGAUAGCACCUACCUAAACCCGAUCUCUGAUGUUGGAGAAGACCACGAAAACGCUGGAGAAAAUGAAGAGGACGUCGGAGGGAAUGAAGAGAUCGUGCAAGAACCUCUUGUUCAGGACUCUCGCAUGGAUCGUUCUGGUACUCAGAGCCCUUCUCCCAACAUCAACCUCACAUCAACUGCCGAGGAUCGCGAGCAUGUUACUGCAGCGGACCCUGACUUGGAACACCUUAGUCCUGAGAUAUCUGCUACCCCUGCGAGCGGAAGAACCCAGAAGAUCAAGGGCUCUAGAGCUACGAAAAACUUAAAGCCACGCCGGACCGCCUCGAGUCGGCAGGAAUCCCGCGCCGCCGCAAACGCUCAGCGUGUCGCCUCACUUCGCCAUACCAAGGCCCGUGUCGUGGGAAAACGCCAGCAAUGGACCAUGGACUCAUCUCAGGAGAUCUCUAGCGCUGGUUCUCGUCGUUCUACACGCCAAAGCAUCCCGCAUUGGAAGCUACGCGAAGGCGUCACGCGGGACGAGUUGCCCGACGACGUCCGUGACAUGGAUGUUGAAGUGCACGGUUCAGAUCGCGAUGACAUCAUGUACGCCAGUGUCGAAUAUGACGAAACGAUGGACGAGUCCGCAUGGGAAACCCAGCUACUCCCGCAUCUACCCGUGCAUGAUACUGAGUAUGUGGAGCGGACCGAGGAGCAGUUUGGGAACGAUAACCGGGAGAUGGAUGUCAGCAACGUAGAUCAAAUCGAGCAAGGCAUCGCUGAGGAGCAAGUGGCCUACUCGCAGGAGGAGGGAGACGUUACGCGCGAGACCGAGAAGGACGCUAUGGGCGAGUGGGAGAAGCAAGACGCGCGGUUCGAUGUUGAGAACGAGCGGAUCGACCUUGAGGUGAAGGAACGCGUCGAAGGGAUUCCAAAUGAGCUUCGGCAGGGUGAUGGAAAGGCGCAAGAGAAGGAUGGACAGGAGGUACUGGUGCAGGAGCAGGCCGAGAGCGAUGCUGAGCGCGCUGAGCGGGAACGCAUCGAGAAGGAGCAGACUGACCGCGAGGCAACGGAGCAAGCUGAGCGAGACGCGAGGAAUGCUAAACGCAGGGAGAAGGAUAGGGCUGCACGAGAGGCGAAGAAGGCGGCUGAGCAAGCUAAACGGGAGGCGAAGAGGGUGGCUGAGCAAGCUAGACGGGAUGCGAAGAAGGCGGCUGCGAGGGAGAAGGCUGAACGCGAGGCGGCUGAGCAGGCUGAACAGGACGCGCGGGAGGCGAAUGAGCAGGCUGAACAAGAUGCGAGGGAGGCGGCCGAGCAAGCUGAACGCGAGGCGGCUGAGCAGGACGAACGAGAUGCGAGGGAGGCGAAGGAGCAGGCCGAGCGCGAGGCGGCCGAGCAGGCUGAACGCGAGGCGAAUGAGCAGGCUGAACGCGAGGCGGCUGAACAGGCCGAACGAGAUGCGAGGGAGGCGAAUGAGCAGGCCGAACGCGAGGCGGCUGAGCAGGCCGAACGAGAUGCGAGGGAGGCGGCUGCGGCUGCCAAGGCCGAGCGCGAGGCGAAUGAGCAGGCUGCACGGGAGGCGAAGAAGGCGGCUGAGCAGGCUGUACGGGAGGCGAAGAAGGCGGCUGAGCAGGCCGUACGGGAGGCGAAGAAGGCGGCUGAGCUGACUGUACAGGAGGCGAUGAAGGCGGCUGAGCAGGCUGAACGAAAGGCGAAGAGGGCCGCUGAGCAAGCUGCGACGGCCAAGGCCGAACGCGAGGCGAAUGAGCAGGCUACACGAGAGGCGAAGAAGGCGGCUAAGCAGGCUGAACGAGAGGCGAAGAGGGCGGCUGAGCAGGCUGCGACAGCCAAGGCCGAACGCGAGGCGAAUGAGCAGGCUGCACGGGAGGCGAAGAAGGCGGCUGAGCAGGCCGUACGGGAGGCGAAGAAGGCGGCUGAGCAGGCUGUACAGGAGGCGAUGAAGGCGGCUGAGCAGGCUGAACAAGAUGCGAAGGAGGCGGCUGCGACGGCGAAGGCCGAACGUGAGGAGGCUGAGCAGGCAGAACGAGACGCGCGGGAGGCCGCUGAGCAGGUCGCACGAGAUGCGAGGGAGGCGGCUGCAGCGGCCAAGGCCAAACGAGAGGCGGAGGAGCAGGCUGAUCGUGACAUGAGAGCCAGGCUCGAUGCCGACGAUGAGCGGAUCGACCGCCUAGUGCAGAAGGCUCUGGCGCAGGCGAAAGCCGAGAUCGCACAGGAGCGGCGGCGCAUGGAGGCGGAACUGGCGAACGAAAGGACACAGCUACAAGGCCUUCGGGACGCGGCACAACUUGAGCAAGAGCUCGCAGAGAAUGCCAAACGCGAAGCUCAGCGCAACUUGGACCAAUUAACGACUGAACGCAAUCGCUCCAAUACGGAUCAGCGCAUUCCUGAUGCAACACCCGUCUCGUCGUCGACAGAAGCUCCAGUACCACCUCCGGCACCGGCGCCGGAGCCGUCUGCACAGUCUCCAGCACCGCCAGCACCGUCUUCGGCUACCCAGCAGCGACCAUCGCCCAAUCCUCCUUUGGGCCAGUAUUCUCGCUCGCGGACUCGUGCUCGACAGUCACAGACCCAGCAACAGCCGACGCUGGUCAUCGAGCGUCUGAUGGCUCCUAAGGAAUUCCAUCGCCUUCUGAUGAUGGACGCCAGUUUGCUCACCCCGGACGUAUCCGUCAUCUCUCACGGUUCGACGUUAACGUUGUCUGGGUCGCAAGAGGAUGUUCGACGGGCGCUUCUUACAACACAAGCUCUGGUCGACAACUUCCCCAAUUUCCUCCCCAUCACAAUCAAAGGAUGCGAAGCCACCCUUACACCUGAAUCCAUCCGCACCAUCUAUGCAAAGACCAACUGUCUUGUGUCUGUCAUCGAAGGCUCGGUCGACAUCUGUGUGCAAGGACAACCCAAGGAUUUCAGCAAAGCUCUCGAGAUGGUGCGCGAACUAGGCUCUACAGUGUCCAGUGAGCAACCAGUACCAAGACCGUCGCCGUCAUCACAUGCGCAUCGCACGCCGCCAGUACCCCCCGCUCUUUCAACAGCCGACACUCCCCCACAACCUGUUCCCACCAGCCCUCGGCCUAUCUCCACACCGACUGGGCAAACAAGGUCGCGCCCAUCGCUAAACCCGGGCGAACUCUUCGGAGACUUAUUCCCCGCCGAGGAGGAACUGAUCCCUGAUCCGGCACCUGCAGUCGAUACAACCGUGGAGGAAGACCAGGAGAUGCGCGAUGCUACUGAGGGAGAUGAGCUUCCAGGAUCAAACACCUCGAAUUCUUCUCAACCCGCCGAUGGUGACCCUGCGACUUCUAACCGGACUCCGGAGUCGGCUGCGCCGGCGCAGGAGACUCGAUUACCUCGAACGGGCACGCAGGAUUUCGUAACGAGAGAAGAGUUCCAAGCGUUCCAAGCGCGCGUUGACCCCGAUCGCCGCGCUGGCGAAGAAGCUCUCCGGAAAGCCACUCUCAAAGCGCAACGUAUUGCGCUUCCGAAGUCUCGACGUAAACCUCGAGGCUCUGCGGCGAAUCAGCUUCGCGCUGUUUUACGCGCGGUAGUAGCAACUCUGCUGGAACGUACAGACAAGCAGGCACCAUUUCCGGCGCAUAAGGUACCGACCCCGGGUCAAAUAAGUGCGUACGCCAAGCACGGGAUCGGCGGACCUACGAUGGACAAUUGGAGAGUGGACCCCACCACGCCGUUCAGUUCAAAGUGGAAUCAGGAGGCUGGUCUUGUUCUGAUGAAGCUCCUGCUCGAGAACGGACACAUCACUCAACAGGAGCGCUCGGAAGCUUGGAAAUGGUUUGCUAAUCAUCACGACGGUACUCUCAGAGAGCACUAUAUCGCGUACAAUCUCGGCAAUGAGCGACGGCUCGCGGUCAACAGGUAUAGGUCCGCGCAGACUCAACGCCGAGAGACUUUGGGCCGGACUCGUAUCACUGUAUGUCUGGCUCACGCGGACCUCGCCGAAGUGGGAGCAGCCCUUUCCGAAGCCGGCCCGAGGUCCAAUGUCCACAGUGACGAUGAAGAGGAUCAUCAAUCCACCACCGCUCGUUAUCGAGCCAAGGACAAGUAUUGGCGGUCCAAGAAGGCACGCAGAUAUUUCCGCUCGUGCGACUUGCUCCAUUUUAAGGACAAGUACGAUGAGAGCGGCCUCCACCGUACGGCGCCAGGUAAUUGGUUCCGAGAGCGCGUACCCGGAGCUAUCCUGGACGUUGAGGUUGAUGAGCCUGAACCUGGUCUUCCCGCCAACUUCUAUGAGCCGGAAUGGGUCGCGAAGCAAAAGCCUGAGCGUUUGGCAACGUUGGAGAUGAAAGCCGACGUGCCACUAGACUUCCCACUGGAUUUGCGCAUACAGGCCGCCCGGGUCUUGGGUAUCCUUCGUGUGGAUGGACCCGUAUCUGACUGGCGAACUCUUCGUAUCAGCCAGGCAGAACUCGACAUGCUGGAUGUUUACCUCGACACAGGUCGCCUCCCGCCCGCAACCUAUGGGGAGGCAAGAGCACGGUGA
This is a messenger RNA of Peniophora sp. CBMAI 1063, 5106 nucleotides long. The record is from the annotation of a GenBank genome assembly. Lineage: Eukaryota; Fungi; Basidiomycota; Agaricomycetes; Russulales; Peniophoraceae.